GGCACACAUCAUUGUUUUACAUCAGGUGGCGUUCUGGCUCGAGCCAUUUGGCCUCACGCCACGCUGGCUUAGUGUGGUGGCUCGAAGCCACCGUGUCAGUCGACGGAGUCCCCGCAUCGACAUAAGCAACAUCACAAGUGGCGAUCGGUCUUCAUGGUGGCUGCACCCGCGGAGGGGCGCAGGAGGGCAGCGUGCUGCGGCAGGCCGUGCCGGCACCGCAGGCGGGCGCGGCUCAAGAACGGCAUCGGCCGCCUGACGCUGAAAUUCGCGGACCCGAGGAAGGAGGAGGGCUUCGCGAGCCUCCACAAGGAGCGGCUGGCCCACAGCAUGUCGUAUGGGGCUGUGAUACUUGCGGUUGAGGGCGUGAUGAGCCUGAUAGCCCACAGGUUCUGGGACGACUCCCAGUACCCUACAAAGGAGGCUCGAGAGCUCAGGACGUGGCAGAUGCUCAUCCUUGUAGGCAUCCACGUGGCCGGGAUCUUCGUCCUCGGAGCUGGGAGAUUCAUUGCCAAGCAAAAAUUUGCCAGUACCUCGGCGUUGGAGAUCUUCGUUGUUUCUGCAGCAAGCUGCUUCAUGAUACUUACAGGGGUCAUUCCGAAGCACUACAUUGCGCGAUUGUUCGGCCACCGCGACGCGGAGGCCAUUUGGGGCGUGGACUUGGGCCCCACGGACGGCACCCUGAUAUUGUACAUCGAUAUGGUUGUCACCGUCGUGCACUGGCUGAUGCCCAUCCGCUGGUUCGUGCUCGCCCCCUUGGAGGUGAUUGCGAUCCUGGCCUACGCCGUACCCGCGGUGCUGCUCGGCAGCCCGGCCACAAACAUGGUCCCGUUCAACGGCCUCGCGAUCCUCCUGCUCACGCUCGUCGCGGCCUUCGGGAAGCGGGCCUUCGAGUGGCAGGAGCGCCAGCUCUUUGCAGGGCUCCUGUCGGAGAAGCAGAUGCGGUUCCAGGCCGAGUUCCAGCUGUCCAGGGUGGGCAGCGGCGAGGCGGCGGCGAGGGCAGAGGACGCCGGCUCCGAGCGGUCUGCCAGGCUGUCGCGCCCGGGGACGACGAUGAGCGCAGCGGCGUUCGACGGCAGCGUGGAGGACGCGCCGCUGGACCAGAUCCGCGCGAUCGGCCUGCGGGAGCAGUGGCUCAUUGCCAACGAGGAGGUGCAGAUCCUGCCCGACAGAGUUCUCGGCGAGGGCGGCUUCGGCAUUGUCGCGCUGGGCCUGUACCACAACACGAUCGUGGCGGUGAAGACGCCGAGGCGGGACAUCGCGCGGAAAGGCGCCAUCUCCUCGACAUUGUCCGAGCUCUGCAACGAGCUGAGGAUCCUUCGCCGCAUCCGCCACCCCAACAUCGCAGUCUUCUAUGGAGCGUGCAUGGACGAGGCCCUGAGCAGGCUGUGCCUGGUGCUCGAGUUCGUGGACGGUGUGUCCCUGAGCGCGUUCCUCCGUGGCCCAUCAUCACGCGGCCGCAAGGGGCCCGGGAAGCCGCGCGGUGGAGCCUCGGAGGCCAGGGCAGUGGCGAACAGUAUCUCCGUGAGGUCCGUGCUCAUUUUUGACAUCCUGAACGCGCUGUGCUACCUCCAUUCGAGGGAGCCCGUCGUCGUCCACGCCGACCUGAAGGACUCCAACGUCUUCGUCGAGGAGCGGCGCAGCAGGAUCGGGGGGAUCUCGCACCGCGCCAAGCUGCUCGACUUUGGCCUGUCGCGGAUCCUCACCCGGAGUGCCAGGCCUCUCGGCGGCACGCCCCGGUGGAUGGCUCCAGAGUUGUUCUCGCGCGUCCCCCCCGACACGGCUGCCGACUGCUACUCCUUCGGGUUGCUGACGCACUUCAUCGCGACAGGGCUCCUGCCCUUCGAGGGCAAGCGGGCCGCGCAGGUGGCCAAGCGGCUGCGGGGCGGGCAGCCGCUCAAGCUGACGUGGCCCAUGCCCGCCAACGAGAUCUCGGACGCCUGCCGGCCGCUGGUGGAGCAGUGCACCCAGGCGAAGCCAGCGCUGCGCCCUUCGGUGCGGCAGGCCAGCCGCAAGCUGUCCCUGGUGCUGGGCCACGUCGUCAGCGGGGCCAUGGACGCGGUGAUCGAGCAGCUGGACGUCAGGGGGCCUGACGGCGGGGGCAGGAGGUCACAGGGCCAGGGCGCAGCCAUGCCCGAUUCCGCGGACGCCGCGGCCAACAACGACGGGCUCGAGGAGUUCCUCCGCGUGGUGGAGGUGAGGCAGACCAGCAGCGCCAGCGUUGGUUCGUUCGUGUCCUGCACGGGCUCCAGGGAUCUGCCCCCAGUGCAGGAGCACGAGGUACUGCAGACUGGAGAGGCCCCGAACGGCGCCGCGGCGCCGCCGCUCGGGAGCCACAGCGCGUGCGCGCAGGCGCAGCUGACGUACCCUGAGUACAAGCCGACGCCGCUGCGCACGCAGACACUCACGCUGCUAGAGUUGUUGCUGCAGUGGAACGUUUCGACGUCGGGCAGCGCCUGCUGCUGGCUGCACGAUGCUCUGCGUUCCCUGAACACGGUGCGGAAGCAGCUUAACCAGAGGGUAUGCGAGGUGAAGCACGAGAGCAUGGUCUGCGGCCAAUGCGACAAUUGUGGGCUGCUGAUGCUGCAUGACCAGGCCUGCUGCGAUUUCUGUGAUAGCUCGCAGGACCAGUGCAUCGGGGACGACCAUGCGCACCCCGAAAAAGUUUGGAUUCUUGACGCUUCGCGUAUUCCCCCCAGCCCUUACUCAGCGGGCCGCGCAAUGACGAAUUAACCUGCUGGUGGGGA
Molecule: messenger RNA, 2744 nt
Organism: Prorocentrum cordatum
Lineage: Eukaryota; Dinophyceae; Prorocentrales; Prorocentraceae
Source: the annotation of a GenBank genome assembly